Molecule: messenger RNA, 2690 nt
Organism: Syngnathus typhle (broad-nosed pipefish)
Lineage: Eukaryota; Metazoa; Chordata; Actinopteri; Syngnathiformes; Syngnathidae
Gene: fastkd5
Product: FAST kinase domain-containing protein 5, mitochondrial
Exons: 2
Coding region: 22-2544 (840 amino acids)
Biological process (GO): regulation of mitochondrial mRNA stability; mitochondrial RNA processing
Cellular component (GO): ribonucleoprotein granule; mitochondrial matrix
Molecular function (GO): RNA binding
Source: RefSeq, a predicted model, not a curated record
AAUUUCGUAGUGGGAGACUGCAUGGGACGUUCACCUUCCCCAUGCACAACUACAUGUCAUCUCUACGUCAAUACCAUCACAUCUACAUUUUCACGUCGAGGAAGCAAUGCUGACAGAUUCAUGGCUGCCUGCGUGCUGUGUCACUUGAGACCGAGGCUACGCUCCCUUUCGGGUUUGAAAAAGGGUUUUGCUCACCGCGUUAUUAGCAAACUUGACAUUGAGUCGGAUGAGCAAGACAAAAGAACAUCUGCGUUCCAACUCAUGGAUGCCCUUCCGCUUGAUGACUACAGGGUCCAUUAUAGCCCAUCUUCAUAUCACCACCCUGUAGGAACUAAAUCUGCCCUCUCCAACAGUCAAGGUGAUAUUGAUGAUGAAGAACCAUGUCUCCCCACUCUGGCUCCUUCCUUCUGGCAGCAGAGCAAUUGCUACAGCAUAAACUCCUCGCGACAUCUUUCCAGCUCCAAAAACACUUUGCUCGACUUAGCCUUCAACAGAAGUUCCGAAUCCAAAAUAUCAGUGCAGCACCAUCAAAGAAUAUCCACGUCGCCUGAUGUUCACGUUGACGCUCGUGCCUUUCUCAAGUGCCGGCCUGAUUAUUCAUCCAGAACCCUUGAUCUUACCCAAAGACCUCCUCCUAUUGAAUGGGAACAGGUGGUGCAAGUACUCCGAAAAGUGUCUGUCCUUAAAGGCAGCAUGAAACCGUCCGACAUUUGUCGUUUCUUUGAGGAGCUCAGCCACACCGACGCUGACAAGGUGUCACUGGUGAAGACCGACCAACGCUUCAUCAUACUUCUUCGCUACUCAGUGGAGAACCUUCGCCUCUUUUCUCUACUUGAGCUGCUGAACAUACUGAGCUCAUUAGUGUGGCUGGAAAUGCCUCAUAGUCACACGGUACUCGGGCUGUACGAAGCCGAGCUGAGACGCCGUGCCGACCAGAUGACUUUGGACCAGUUGCUCUUUGCAGCCGACUUGUGGCGCUGCCUUGGCAGGAAGGUACCUCAAUUCCUCAAGCAACUUUAUGGCUUAGUCCAUUUGUAUCUGGGACAAGUCAGGCUCCCAGAGCUGGUCCAACUUUUGUACAUCAUGGGAGAAGGGAGGCAGUGCCCCAAAGUCCUGAUUGAGCCCAUCGAGCAGUUAGUCAUGCGACACGUCCAGCAGCUCCAGCCGGAGGAGGUUGGCGCAGUCUGCUUGGGCCUCUUCAAAUCCCAAACAGCCCUUUCAGAGGGAGCGGUGAAUCGCCUCAUCAAUAAGGCGCACUCCCUCGUUGGGGAUAUGAGUGACUUUGCCAUGGUCAAUGUGUUCAAAUACCUGCGUUUUAGCUACUUGUUUCACAGUGCCUGGAUGGAGGCCAUGACGCACGAGGUACCACGGCGAUCUCACGGGAUGGGUGUUCAGGGGCUCAUGCACGUGGCGCUGGCUUGCUCGGCUUUACAUUACCGCAACGACGGCAUCCUCGUCGCCAUCGGCGAGAGAAUUCCGGCGCUGGUGCCACACUGCCGGAGUAAAGACUCAUGCAAGCUGUUGUGGGCUUUAGGCAAUUUAGGCUUCCUCCCUGCUCAAAGCCCGGAUUUUUACCAAAGUCUUACCGAGGCGCUUAGAUUGAAGAAGGCUGAAUUUCUACGCCACCCAGAACAUCUGCUCACCGGUCUUCUCGGCCUAGCCUUCGUCUCGCGGUUCCCCGAGGACCUGAUCGAGUUAGCCUUGAGCCCGGAUUUUGUCAGUUUAGCGCUGAAGUCACCGCAGCUGGAUCUGAAGAAAGACUUGUUCACCUUGGACGGAGCCGUGGCUCUGGAGUUGCCUCACUGGACCGGUCCUCGGUUGAGCCUCCAACUGAGAGAAGAGGUGAAAGAAAUGUUGUGGAAGUUUGUCCAAUCGGACGUGUGCCAGAGAUUUGAGGUGAAGGAGGCAGAGGCUGCACUGCAAGAAUUGCUGGGAGGAGACAAGUUUGUGUGGAAAAGAAUGAUCCUGCCCCACAUGCGAUCCAUCGACCUUGAAGUGCACCUUGACUCUUCCGGUCAGCCCGUUCCCGUUAAUCCGGAAUCUCAAACAGUCAUCCAGAACAGUUCUUCCAGAUGUCCUCCAAAGCAGGGUUUUGAGAGAAUGAAUCUAGGCGUGAGCGUGACUGACAAUCUCAUAGCACAACUUACAAAUGCCAAGAACCUCCCAGGUCCACCAAUCGCCCCUCCCAAAGUUCAAACUCUUUCUGCUGUGCAGCCCGAUGAAAGAGAAACUUUGUUUGACACCGGGCUAAACUUGACGGGCGCCAUCACAGAAAUGAUCACCGCUCCCAGCAGCCGAAGAUCAGCCCCCGCAGACCCCGGCGCCGUCGUGAAACUCGCCAUCCAGGUUUCCAGCCGGAACCACUACUGCAUACAGUCACAGCAGCUAUUGGGACUUUACGCCAUGAAGAGAAGGCAACUGGAGUUGGCGGGUUACAAGGUUGUAGAGCUUUGCUAUAACGAAUGGAUUUCCAUGUUGAGAAAAAGCAGAACUGAGAAGAUGGCCUACCUUCACUGCAAGCUCUACAACAGCCUGGAAACUUGACCUCACUUGAAUUAAUUAGGAUGCUUUACAAAUUUGCCAUGAGAAUGUGCUAAGCACAGAAAAUGUCCUAAUAGACUUUUGUGUACGCCAUCCAUAUACUGUAUGAUAAAAUAAAAUCUCAAAAUUUGUUUAAAAAAACAACAACA